Cucumis melo (muskmelon) is the source of this 2485-nucleotide messenger RNA. RefSeq names its product DEAD-box ATP-dependent RNA helicase 53, mitochondrial. Bases 166 to 2040 code for a protein of 624 amino acids. The transcript is spliced from 8 exons. Gene Ontology annotation, molecular function: ATP binding; nucleic acid binding. The record is from RefSeq and is a predicted model, not a curated record. NCBI's taxonomy places the organism in Eukaryota, Viridiplantae, Streptophyta, Magnoliopsida, Cucurbitales, Cucurbitaceae.
GUUGUUGCCCUAAUUUGCGAAGCCUCCACCUCCUUGAGAGUCCGAACCUCCCAAAACCCUUCGCUCUUCGGAGUUUCUUAAACCCUAGCCAAAGCCCAUCGCCCAUAAAAAAAACUUCUCCAUUUCCUUCGCAAAUUCUCGUCGACCACUUCUGUUACAAGGAAGAUGAUGAGUGCUAUUCUUCUACGGAGAUCUUCUGCUUUAGCGGCUUCCGGAGGUAGAAUCAAUUCCACUUUGUUUGCUCCAAUCGCGAACUUCUUAUCGUCUCCUGUGGUUGUUAAUGGCGGCGUUGUACCUGCUGCUGAUUUUGAGCAUUUCUCCACUAUUGGGGUGACGGAGAAGCCUUUGGGUUUUGGUUUUCAAUCGAAGGGAUUUCAUGCGGCUUCUGGGCCGUUGAAUUUCAAGGCCUCGUUGGUUUCUAAAGCGGAGUUUGCGGUCGAGGAUUAUGAUUGCGCUAGCGGUAGUAGAAGUGGUGAUGAAGGACUCGAGAUUGGAAAGCUUGGGAUUGCGCCAGAAAUUGUCUCUGCUUUGGCGAAAAAGGGUAUAACGAAGCUCUUUCCGAUUCAGAGGGCCGUGCUUGAACCAGCAAUCCAAGGGCGUGAUAUGAUUGGUCGUGCUAGAACUGGAACAGGAAAAACUCUUGCUUUUGGAAUUCCUAUCUUGGACAAAAUCAUUCAGUUCAAUGCGAAGAAUGGAAGAGGGAGGAACCCGUUAGCCCUGGUUCUAGCUCCAACAAGGGAACUUGCUCGGCAGGUUGAAAAGGAAUUUCAAGAGGCUGCUCCUAGCCUGGACACGAUCUGUGUUUAUGGUGGUGCACCGAUUUCCCAACAAAUGAGGCAGCUUGACUAUGGUGUUGAUAUCGCUGUGGGCACACCCGGUCGUCUGAUUGAUCUUCUCAAUAGGGGUUCUCUAAAUUUAUCAGAAGUCCAGUUUAUUGUUCUUGAUGAAGCAGACCAGAUGCUUCAAGUAGGCUUUCAAGAGGAUGUAGAGAAGAUCUUGGAGAGGUUGCCUCAGAAACGUCAGAGUAUGAUGUUCUCUGCAACAAUGCCGUCUUGGAUCUUAAAACUAUCCCGAAAUUACCUAACCAAUCCAUUAACCAUUGAUCUUGUUGGAGAUUCUGAUCAGAAAUUGGCAGAUGGAAUUAGCUUAUUUUCAAUUGUUUCAGAAACAUAUGGAAAAGCAUCAAUAAUUGGACCUCUGAUAACAGAACAUGGGAAAGGAGGGAAGUGUAUUGUUUUCACUCAAACUAAACGUGAUGCUGAUAGAUUAGCCUAUGCAAUGGGAAGGAACCUUAGAUGUGAAGCUUUACAUGGAGAUAUUUCACAGAGUCAGAGGGAAAGAACUCUUUCUGGUUUUAGAGAUGGACGUUUCAACGUUCUAGUUGCAACGGAUGUUGCAGCGAGGGGUCUUGAUAUACCUAAUGUUGAUCUCGUAAUACAUUUUGAGCUACCAAACAACACAGAAAUAUUUGUCCAUAGAUCAGGCCGUACAGGUCGUGCUGGUAAGAAAGGUAGUGUUAUUCUUAUUUACUCACAGGAUCAGACAAGGGCUAUAAGAAUGAUUGAGCGUGAAGUGGGAUGCAGAUUCAAUGAGCUUCCAAGGAUUACUGUUGAAGCUGGUGCACAUGUGGAUAUGUUCAGUGGAGGUUCCUUUGGAGGGCUUAGAGAUCGUCAAAUGAAUAAUUCAGGUCGUUUUGGCAACCGGGGAGGAUCUUUCGGUCGUUCAGGAGGUUAUGAAAGUUCCAGUUUUGGUCGUUCAAUGGGUAGAAAUAGUGGACCUAGCUCUGGGAGCUUUGGUUCAUUUGGUAGUCGCAACUCAAACAAUUCUGGAGGUUUUGGUGGUCCUGAUUUUGGACGUUCUCCUGGUCGGUUCGGUGAUUUUGGUAGUUCAAAUCGAUCAGGUGGUUUUGGGAAUUUCGGUUCAAGUGGUUCUGGACGUGGCGGAUUUGGUGAUUUUGGCAGUUCUAAUCGAUCAGGUGGUUUUGGGGAUUUUGGUGACAGUUUGGAUGCCAAACAAGGCACUGGAAGAAGGCAAUUUUAAGCUAAAAUGAUCUACUUUUGUGCAGGGAACAGAACCACGGGGAAAUAAUUGCCCUGGAUUCAGACAAAUUUUUUUACCCCUUAAGCAAGAUCAGGGAUUUUGAGAGGUAGGGCCAUGAACAUGCGCAACAAAUGCCACAUUUCUUAUAUUUUCUAUUAAGCUUUUUAAAAAUGUUUUUUCUAGUUUCAUACCAAUGUCUUAUUUCACUUCGAUGGAAAAUUAACCUCUGAUAUGUUAGGGAUCAUCUUAGUCUUUGUUAUAUGGUCUCAUGUAUAAAUCGUUUUAGAUAUAUCUAUCAUAGUGUUAUAUUUUCUAUUAUUUUUUAUGCACCUGAAGAUUCUGAUAUGUAUUAUUAUUUUAAUAUUGGGGUAGUAAAGUAAGGUUUGUAAAAGACAUCAAUAAAAUGAAUGGACUUUUGAUGAAUGGGUAAAAUUUCUUAGCCGAA